Scleropages formosus (Asian bonytongue) is the source of this 2608-nucleotide messenger RNA. It is a transcript of the gene gpr146, whose product is annotated as G protein-coupled receptor 146. Lineage: Eukaryota; Metazoa; Chordata; Actinopteri; Osteoglossiformes; Osteoglossidae. The coding region runs from base 395 to 1396 and encodes 333 amino acids. Gene Ontology annotation, molecular function: G protein-coupled receptor activity. Gene Ontology annotation, cellular component: membrane. Gene Ontology annotation, biological process: G protein-coupled receptor signaling pathway. The record is from RefSeq and is a predicted model, not a curated record. The transcript is spliced from 2 exons.
GCCCCGCGCGGCGCCGUGGGGGGAGGGUCACGUGUGUACACACAUAGUGAAACGCAGUUCCACCCAGCGCUCGCUCGAGCCCUCGCUCGCACUGGUCACUUACGGGAACCGUCCGAGUCCUUCUUAUGGGAAUUACUCACGGACGCGUGCGUUCUGCCCGCGCGCUAAAACUGGGAGCCGGACUGCGCCGUUCAUCUGUCCGCGCGCGCCCCACGGCACGGGUCAGCGGAAGGGAACGUAAUCGCCUGUUCGACGGCUUAGUUUGGAAGUAAGCGCAGGGAAAUGUCAUUGGAAGUCACAAGAGUCGAACGCCGCUCCGAAUAUCGCCCGCAGUCGGAUUCCUCUCUCCCAGCUGAACCAGUACGCCGGAGCAGCACCCUGCAGGAACUUCGCUAUGUGGAGCUGCAUGGUUUACAACAGCACAGAUGACCCUUUGGACCACCAGCUCUGCCUUGACUUUGGACUCAUUCUGUCUGUCAUCUCCCUCACCUACCUCAUCAUCUGCUUUCCCGUGGGACUCUGCUACAAUGUGCUGCUGGUGGUGGUAAACCUCUCCAACAAGGGGAGCAUGACCAUGCCAGAUGUCUAUUUCGUCAACAUAGCCAUCGCUGGUCUUGUACUAAGUGUGGUUGCACCCGUUGAGUUGCUGGGGCCCAGGUUCACGAGGUGGCCUAUAUGGGAUUACAACAAUGAGAUCUACAUCACCUUACUCAUUCUCUUCAACAUCUCAUCACUGGUGGUCAUGUACUCCACCACAUUGCUCAGCCUGGACUACUAUAUUGAGCGCGCCCUGCCGCGCACCUACAUGUCCAGUGUCUACAACACCAAGCAUGUGUGUGGCUUCAUUUGGGGGGGUGCUGUGCUCACCAGCUUCUCGUCCCUGCUAUUCUAUGUCUGCAAUCACGUGUCCACCAAGAUCAUCGAGUGCUCCAAGAUGCAGAACAAGGAAGCAGCUGAUGCCAUCAUGAUAUUCAUUGGCUAUGUGGUGCCCGCUGUGGCCGUCCUGUAUGCUUUUGUGCUCAUCCUACGCAUCCGGAAGGAGGCUACACCUCUGGACCAGGACUCAGGGAGGCUGGACCCUUCCAUCCAUCGGCUGCUCCUCACCUCUGUCUGUGUGCAGUUUGUCCUGUGGACGCCGUACUACAUGACCCUGCUGGUGCACACACUUGUCAGUCAUCGUGAACUAUACUUGUACAUAUCGCAAGCCACCAUCUACUACUUCCUGGGGUGUCUAUCUCAGCUGUUGGCCUUCUCCAGCAGCUUUAUAACACCCUUAAUGUACAGGAAGAUGAACAGGAACUUCUCUCACAAGCUCCAGCGUCUCCUCAAGAGGUUGCACUGCGGAGAACAGGGGUGUGCCCAUGAGCGCUCCGAGGUGCAACAGGUGUUCACGUGAAGAGGGAUUUCACGGCCGCCUUCACGCUCACUCUCCCAUCAGAACUACAUGCCCACCAUGCGAGAAUAUGGCGCUGGAGCACAACAUGUACUUACAACCACCGUCAACACUUUCUUGCCUCAAAAUGAGUGGCAUUCUUGUGCCAAACCGAAGAACAUUUUACUGUUGCUAUAGUUUUAAUUCUUAGCGGUCUAUGUCAUGAGCUGAAAUCUGAUAAAGUAACCACUAAGUGCUGUUUUUGCUAUCACAUAAGCUAUUUUGAAACUCUGGAAAAAAGGAAAAAAAAAAAUCCCUAUUUGCUUUUAUGCGGAGACCCCCGUUUUGCUGAUUACACACUGAGUUAUCAACCAACAGUUACCAUGUUGUAGGAAGAGCCAUUUGCACAUCACCAGUUCCGCUGUAAAGCUUACAAUACACGUACCUCAGUUUUCUCACCCAAGGUGGGCAUUACACGGGAGCUAUUCGGGAGUAGUAGGGAACACAGGAGAUAGGGGUGGGGCUUCCCACGACUCUCAUACCCCAGCUCUCCACGCUCAGUUACACCUUUCCAGCUGUCAAGGUUGCGCUCCUAGGGUGCAGGGCAGUCCCGUCCUGUGCUGUGUUAGCUGCUAAGAACAAGGGUGUGAGUGAAGUCCGCUCGGCUGCUCGAGUAGCGUGACAUCCAAAAACAGCAGCUCAACAGAACUUAUUUAUAGCUCUGCAACUAUGACCGUGUUAAGAAACACCAGUUCUUAUGUUUGGUUGCUCGUGCAGUUUUGUCUUUUUGCCAUUUAAGCUGCUUUAAACAAAAAAAGAUUAGUUUUGCCCACUGUGGUUUUGCUACUGUCAAUUUCCUGUCUUCAUAAGGAAUAUUUAAAUGUACAGAAAACAAUAAGCAACAAUAGUGCUAAUCUCGUAUGAGACACCAUACAGAAGUGCCAGCUGGGGAAAGCAUAUCCUUUAUGAACCAUUGUACCAUCCUGCUUCCAGUACAGAGCUGUACAAUUUAACAUUUUUAAUGCCUCAGCUUGGAUAAAAGUCCCAACAUAUGACCCUGAUAAGCAGUUUAAUUUUGUACAGCAACGGUCUACUAUUACACUGUCUGGUGGAUAAGUCCAGAAGCUCAGGGGCAGAUGAUGCCAUAGAUGAACAGGAAAAAGGAACCUCAUUUCUUUAACAAAAUCAUCAAUCGCAGUCAAAAUUUUAAUGGGGGAAAAAAAAAAAAAAAAAAAA